AUGAAGCCCAAAUCAAAGAAAAAUGUCAAGCCAUCAAGUGAACCCACACCUACACCUGCUCCUUCUCCUUCGAUAUCCUCUACUGUACCUACAUCAUCAUCCCCUAUUCCUGCUGCUCUCACCAUCUCCACCUCCACUGCACCCCCACUUCCAAAACCACCCACGCACGCACCCGCGCCUAUUGCAAAAAAUGCCUCUAAGUCAACCAAGGUCAAGGCUACUCCAAGAAAAUCUAUCAAGAAAGAGCCUGAUGCUGCUACUCAGGUAGACACGAUGGUCAAGGAAUCUGUUGUUCAGGGGGAAUUCGUGCGUGUCACGGCUAAUCGUCAUGAGGAGCAUAAAGCUCAAGACAUAGCUAAUGAAGAAGAAAAUAGUGAGAAUGAGGGAGCAUCCAGAGAUGAGAAGGAGAGUGAUAUGGAUGAUAAGGUAGGGGAACAAGUAAAUGAUUCUAUAGAAGAAAAAAAUCAUAGUGAAGAUGAGGCCAAUUCUGAGAGUGAGGGUGAGGAUCAAGAAAAAGUAAGUGAGAGUGAAGGAGCGGAUGAACAGAGUGAGUAA
This is a messenger RNA of Nicotiana attenuata, 555 nucleotides long. Its product is annotated as MAP7 domain-containing protein 1-like. Bases 1 to 555 code for a protein of 184 amino acids. Lineage: Eukaryota; Viridiplantae; Streptophyta; Magnoliopsida; Solanales; Solanaceae. The record is from RefSeq and is a predicted model, not a curated record. The transcript is spliced from 2 exons.